Messenger RNA from Ipomoea nil (Japanese morning glory), 1158 nucleotides. RefSeq lists its product as uncharacterized. The transcript has a single exon. The coding region runs from base 1 to 1158 and encodes 385 amino acids. Lineage: Eukaryota; Viridiplantae; Streptophyta; Magnoliopsida; Solanales; Convolvulaceae. The record is from RefSeq and is a predicted model, not a curated record.
AUGAAACAGCCACCAGGAUACGAAGAUCCGGCACAUCCCGGACAUGUCUGUCUCUUGCAACGUUCACUCUAUGGGCUCAAACAGGCUCCGAGGGCGUGGUUUAAGAGGCUCCAUGAUUAUUUACUAUCUGCAGGUUUUUAUUCAUCUAAAACUGAUGUCUCGUUGUUCUGCCACACCACAGAAGGGUCCAAAGUGUUCUUACUUGUAUAUGUUGAUGAAAUCAUAAUGAUGGGCAGUAACACUACGCUUGUCAACUCUCUGCUUGGUCGUCUAGCUUCCACAUUCAAAAUCCGUGAUCUGGGCACACCAGGGUUCUUCCUAGGCAUCGAGACAGUUAGCUCAGGUGAUGGCAUGGUUCUUUCUCAACGCCGCUACAUGGUUAACGUACUAAGUCGCGAUGGGAUGACUGACUGCAAACCCCUAGCAACACAUGCCUCCUCCGUCACUCAACCGGUUACACCGUCUGAUCAACCGUUUGAGAAUCCAACACAGUAUCGUCGCAUAGUUGGAGCCUUACAGUAUCUGACAAUCACUCGGCCGGAUCUUUCCUACGCUGUCAACAGGCUCUGUCAGUUUAUGCACACUCCUACCGACGAUCACUGGGCCACGGUGAAGCGUGUGUUACGGUAUAUCAAGGGCACGCUACACUAUGGGCUCUGCCUUGAUUCCUUUCCUACUCGCACCAUACACGCCUAUUCGGACUCCGACUGGGUUGGCUGUCCGGUGGACAGGAAGAGUACCAGUGGCUAUGCUGUUUUUCUUGGGGGCAAUCUCAUUUCUUGGCUCUCCCGGAAGCAGCGCACCGUCGCCCGGUCCUCCACUGAAGCUGAGUAUCAAGCUCUAGCCGAUGUUGCAGCAGAAGUCACCUGGGUUGUCUCGUUGUUACGUGAACUCGGUCUCCAUACAGAACAGCCUGCAAGCCUAUGGUGUGACAACUUAGGGGCCACCUAUUUCUGCGCCAAUCCAAUGUUCCACGCUCAGACGAAGCACGUUGAGAUUGACUAUCAUUUCGUUCGAGACAAGGUAGCUUCAGGGGAUUUUGUGGUUAGUUUUGUAUCAACCAAGGAUCAGCUAGCCGACGUCUUCACCAAACCUCUACCUGGGCCCUGGUUUACAACUUUACGAGACAAGCUCAAUGUUGUAGAGCACCAACCUUGA